This is a messenger RNA of Rhagoletis pomonella (apple maggot), 5950 nucleotides long. It is a transcript of the gene retm, whose product is annotated as protein real-time. The transcript is spliced from 7 exons. The record is from RefSeq and is a predicted model, not a curated record. Bases 1084 to 3081 code for a protein of 665 amino acids. NCBI's taxonomy places the organism in Eukaryota, Metazoa, Arthropoda, Insecta, Diptera, Tephritidae. Gene Ontology annotation, cellular component: cytoplasm.
AACGACGCGGACGCGAAAAAUACAAACAAACUACAUAAAGUAGAAAAAAUACAAUUGUGUAGCUACUUUGAAGCAAUCAUUCUUCACAAGUAGAAUACAGAAUUGAUAUGAGAGUUUGGUUUUAAUUUUUCCGGAAACGCUCAACGAAAGCAAAAUCGCAAAUAUUUUUUAACAAAAAUUCGUAAUACAAGGUAACAAGGUGGCAAAGUGGUUUCGUGUACGAAAAGAGAAUUAGGACAAAAUUUAAAUAAAAGUAAAAAUUACAAAAGAGUUAAAAGUGAAUACGCACACAGCCAUAUGCAGCAUUAGUGCAAGAACAAGUUAUUUUUUGUUGUAUAACAACUCAGAACUGUAACGAACACAAAAAAGUGUGUGUUUUUCUUAAUACAAACCCUAAAUUAUGAACUAAUUUUCCAAGCUGUAUUCAAAACAACAAAGCAAAAAGAUAUAAAAAAUAAUAAAAAAAAAACAUAGAACAGAAGGACUAAUAAACUAGAGCCACUGCAAGUAAACACAGCAAUUAGCGGAAAUCGAUUGUGUCGCUGUGAAUUUGAGAAGAGAUUUUCAAGCCCGUUGUUGGUCUAUCUACCCAUCCGUCGGUCGUUCGCCUUCUGGAGAAGCGCUCACUUUGCUGCACAGCUAUCUAGUCUUAUUAGAGGCAGUCGCUCCGCCAGUCUGUCGGUCGUUCUGUCGUUGGUGUGCCGACACAUCAUUUUUCUUUUAUGCAUUCUCCCCCCAUUUUCGAUUUUCUUGAAGAGCCCACAAGACAAAAAGAAAAAAAAAAAUUGUCUAAACAUCCCAUUGCCAUUAGUAUUUACUUGUAAUUAGUCGCAAAGUGAACUGUGUGCGAUGACGAAAAGUGGAUAACCUAAAAGCCAAUAAGUAACGAAAAAGUGACAACAAUUAAAUAGCAAAGCAUAAACAUACAAAAAAAAAACACCAUUAAAGAAAAUAAAAUAGACAACAAGAGUAAACAAAAAACAACGAAGCAAAAAUAGCAGUAGCGUAAAGCAUAGAACUACCAAUUUUCUUUCAUUAACAGUGGAGCAGCGGAUUAUUUAACAAACGGUUUUGGUCGCAAAAAUGGUGCAGAAAUUUCAAUCACCCGUUAGGGUCUACAAACACCCAUUCGAGUUGGUCAUGAAGGCCUACGAAUGUCGUUUUCCAAAAUGCCCACAAAUGCCCAUCGUACUCGACUGCGAGUUGAUCAAGGAUGAGGUAUUGGAGAAUGGCGCGAAACGCAAUACGACUCGUCGUUGCAAAUUGGCUGUCGAUGCGCCAUACAUUUUCAAAAAGUUGAUAGGUGUGGACUCUGUUUACUUCUUGCAACACAACUACCUCGAUCUGGCCAAUCGGACACUCAAUAUUGAGGCUGUGAAUGAGAGUUUCUCAUCGCGCAUUGAAAUUUUCGAACGUUGCCGUUACUAUGCGCAUCCCGACAAUCCCGAUUGGACAUGCUUCGACCAAACAGCCACAUUGGAUAUUAAAAACUUUUUCGGUUUCGAACACUCCAUGGAGAAGAUGGGCAUGAAACAAUAUACACAAACCACUUUAAAAGGCAAGGAAAUCAUUGAGUAUUUCAUAAAUGAAUUGAAAGAGCAGGGUGUCACCGAAGUGGAACGUUGGGUGCCGCCAGUCGAUGCACCCUGUUCGCCGACAACGCGUGAGGCUAGCGAUGAAACCGCACAAAAACUAAAAGAUGGCGAUCGACGACGCUCCUCACACGAUGUGCUGCUCGAUGGUGACUUUAUAGCGAAAAAUUUGGGCACACUAACGCCAAUGCAGGCAUCGAAAUUGUUGGAGCUGCGAAAAAUGCUGGAUGGUGACGAAGACUUGGAACAAAUGCCAAGUUAUCAGACCAUACUGCGUUUUUUGACAGCACGCGAUUGGCAUGUGAAUCAAGCGUUCACAAUGCUCAAAGAUUCGUUGAAAUGGCGCAAGGAGCACAACAUCGACUCGUUGGUUAAGGAAUACAAAGCGCCAGCUGUGGUGGUGAAUCACUUUCCGGGCGCUUGGCAUCAUCACGACAAGGAUGGACGACCGAUAUACAUACUACGACUGGGUCAUAUGGAUGUUAAAGGCUUGCUAAAGUCCAUUGGUAACGAGGGGCUGUUGAAACUCACGCUACACAUUUGUGAGGAGGGUAUGCAGCGUAUCAAGGAAUCUGCUGAGCGCUUGGGUCAACCAGUGUUGAGUUGGUGUUUGCUUGUAGAUUUAGAGGGACUUUCCAUGCGUCAUCUGUGGCGGCCGGGCGUGAAAGCACUACUCAAUAUCAUCGAAACUGUCGAAAGCAAUUAUCCCGAAACAAUGGGCCGUGUGCUGGUGGUGCGUGCGCCGCGCGUCUUUCCCAUCGCCUGGACUAUAGUCAGCGCAUUUAUACAUGAAAAUACGCGCUCAAAAUUCCUAUUCUACGGCGGUCCCGACUGCUUGCACAUGAAGGACGGCCUGGAGCAAUACAUCGAUUCGGACAUUAUACCAGACUUUUUGGGUGGCCCAUGUAAGACACUCAUACACGAGGGUGGUCUUGUGCCAAAAACGCUCUAUAAAAUGAAUUCAUUGGAAGAGGACGACGCGGAUGAGGAGGAAAAGAAACCACAAGAGGCUGGCGCCUUGAUGCACGAACAUCGUAGUCUCUAUAAAACAGUAGAAUUGCGUACUGGUUACAUACAUGAAGUGAUCAUACCAAAUCAGGAUCCAAAAAGUGUACUCACCUGGGACUUCGAUGUGACACGCAGUGAUCUACACUUUACAUUGUAUCGUGCAACGAAAGAGCUGCCGUCAAAAACUGAUACCGCCGUUUCUAUAUUUGAUAUGAGUGAUUUCGUCGAGGGCGAACACUACUUCAAGGAGGAACCAACGCUCAUUUGUCGCCACCGCGAAAGCGUGCAGGGUUCCCAUGUAAUGCAUCACACCCACAGUUAUAUAAUGCAAUGGUUCAGCCCGUCAUGCGGUUCCGAGGGUCCCGCACAAUUGAACUUCUUCUACGAAGUACUGAGUUCGGCCAACUACAAAGGUUCCAUGACUAGUUUGCAAUCGGGUUUCUCAUCAUCGUCGGCUGCCAGUUCGUGUCAGAGUCGAUGAUAUGAAGCGAAUAAUGGUGCGGCCUGUAGUAGCGGUGCAGCAGCAGUGCUGACGUUGAAUGGUAGGCAGGGAGUGGGGGCAGCGGGAAAGCUGCGCCAACAGCAACAACAUAACGGUGAGGAAAUGCAUGAACAUGGCAUUGUUGCCGUCGAUUCGCUAAUGGAGAAGACAUUGAAUUGAGCUGAAAUAAUGAGUGUGUGUGUGUGUGUAGCGCAAAUCAGUACACAAUUAACUAUAAUUUUUGAUUUAAUUAUAAAUAUGCAGUAGUUUUAUAUAACUUCAAAUGCUUAUAAGGAAAAUAUUUACUAGUUUAAUAAAAUUUAAAUAGACGCUAUAAUUUAAUUUGAAAAAAAAAACAAAAAACGUGGGUAGAUUGAUUUUAAAGCGGAUUUUUAAAAUAUAGCAGAAUAAUUAAGUUUUUAGCUAAAGCAUGAAUAAUAGUGAAAUAUUUGCGCCCAUAUGAAAGUGAGGUUGAGAAAAAUUGCAAUUUUAAGAAAAUAUAUAUUUUGCUUUAUUUUAUUUUCUAGGUAUUAACAAUAUAACGAACACAAAAAUAAAUCAAAAGUAGAAUAAGAAAAAAGUAAGCCAAAAUUUAGUGCUGAAUGCUUGAAAUUUGUUUUAAAAAUCGUUAUCGAUAAAUCGACAACAACAGGAUUUAUUAAAUAUCAAUGAAGCGAUAACAAAAAUAUUUAUCGGAUAAUGAUUAAUCGGCAACAAAAGAAUUUAUCGUGAAAAAAGUUAGGUAUAUUGUUAAAUCGAUAAGAAAUUAUGCUCGAUUAAUCGAUAACAAAAAGAUGUAUCGUCAACAAAAAGUUAUAUUGUUAAAUCGAUAAAAAAAAUUAUGCUCGAUUAAUUGGUAACAAUAUUUCGGGGAUUAAUCGAUAACUAAACAAACAAUAAUUGUUUACCGUAAGCAAAAGAAUCAUCAUCAUUAACAGCCGAAUCGAAUGUGCAAUAAAAUGAAACACACCAGCAAACACAUAUGUAUUUUUGAAGAACUUACAAAAACCACACAUGCAAGAGUGCUAAUACAAAACAAUAACAAAAGUUUAAAGGCUUUAUUGGAAUUGUAACAUGUUUUUUAACCUUAUCGAUAACUUGUAAGCGAAUUAAGCCAAACAUUUUUUGCAAGUGUAACCAAUUAAUCUUUUAACUAAAUAUGUACAUACAUAUGCACUGAAAAUACAAUUAGGAAAAGUUAUCGAUAAACAGCAUAUCUAAUGGUAUUAGAAAUGUCCGAUCUUUCCUGUUGAUGCUUCAUUCUGAUGAGUUUUUAAUAAAUAAAGAAAGGCAGUUAGUGCUUGUUUCCACGCCGCACUCAAUUAUAUUAUUGUACAUACAUCGCAGUUCAGAACUGCUCUAAAAAGGUUCUAUGUUCUUUAAACUUAUCUGAAAUAUGAUUUUGUAAAAAAAAAAAAAUAUUAUAACGUGUUUUCAUGUAUGCUUUAAAUUAUAUGAUUGCAUACCCUUACUUCGAUGGGUUCAUCAUAAAAUCUUUUUUGUUUAUAUUAUGUGAAGAGCGCGAUUCACAAAAAAACGAGUUUAUAACAUGUUUUCACCGCAAAUAGAGUUACAUAUAUAUAUGUAUGUAUGACAAUAUAUAGUACGUAUUUCAGCAGCCUUGCUUAAGCAAAUACAUAUCCAAUAAUCUUGAAAACUAAAUUUAAAUAAGAUGAAGAAGAUGCUUAUACCCUGUUUCCAUGUCAAUUAACACGUAUUAGGGAAUUCAAAAAAAUUUCAAGUAAAAUUCGUCUUUUAUAAUGAAAAAGUUUAUAGCCUUUUUUCACAACGAAUGGUAUCAUGUGAUUGAAAAUGAUAUUUAGCUUUCCAGUUUAUUAUCGAAGCACAAAUUUAACUGGGUUUUUUUUAGAAAUCAGAUGUAUAAACAUUAAUAUAUGGGUACUUUAGAAAAUGCGCACUAUGACCACGGUUUUCUUGUGCCCUCCUAGCUCAUCUCAAUAUCUCCUCGGGCCUUUAGUGCCCCAAGUAACCUAAGGGAUCCCAAAGUGGCUGAUUGUGAACCUGCAUUUCAUCUGGCCAGAUCGCAAGCAUCUUCAUUUGGCGCAUUCCAAAUGCAGUGCAGUUCAAACCAUAUCAAAAUGCCAACUGGGGUAAUAUUAAACAGUUCUCGGUUUGCACUAUAGAAUACAAUAACCCUUUGUGAUACUUGCUACUUUCCUUAAACUAAUUUUUGAGUGAGUGCUUAGUUGUCUAAACCUAUUGUAGGUAUAGUUUUGAAACACUGUUUAGUUGGCUCUCAGUGGGUCUGUCAAACAAGUCAAGCGUCUUUAAAAUUAAUUUCAGUCAAGAAAAAACUUUUUUUUUUAAUCAUUUCCCGCUCGCUGUCGUCAUAGGAGCCAUUAUACAUAUGCACUAUUUUAUAUAACAAAUGUGGUUAUUAAAAUAGAGUGUGCAAUAUGGCCUAUUUCAAGACUUGCAUGCAAUUUUUAGAGGUAGUAGCAAUGCAUUAUACUAUGUACCGCAAACAGAGCAGCGUCUGAACUAAAACAAAAUAUUUUGGUUUGAUUGAUUUGAAAUUUUAAAACCCUAUUCACCUACGAUUUGUGAAAAGGAUCUGUCUUGUGUGAGUCAAAGCUGCGUGGAAACAAGCUACUAGCCAAAAGGUUAUUCAAUUCAGUUUUAAGUCGUUGCUACCAACUCUUAGAGCUUAAUCUACCUGGAAAUCAGUCAGUUGUGUGUGUACAAUAAACCAAUAAAAAAAAUCUAAAAUGUUUUAGAUAGAAAAAAUGCAAUUAAAAUUUCUUUUUUUUGGAAAUUAAUUUUAGAGCGAUAUACAUAAUUCGUAAAAAAUCUAAUAAUUAAAAAAAAAGCAAAUGAAAUAUUUUAGAGUUAAUUUAUAAAAAAUUUU